AUGUGCGACGCUUUCUUAGCAAGAUUGAUGCUGCCGCUCCUACUCCAAAGUCUUUCCAGCGGAACGUUGACGCUGCCCUCCGGCGCCUCCGCCCAGAUAGACGAAGUCGACAGGGAGGAUCUGACCAGAUUACUGCAACCGCAAGACCGGCGGAACCUGCGGAUGCUUGUGCCUUCGUCGCCGAAACUGCACCUGCGCAUGCCAAUGUCUAUGCUCGAGGUGCCGCAUCACCAGCCGAUACUCGCCCCAAUGGAAGCACCAGUAUAUCCCUCCAGCAUCGUCUCCGUCAACGGCAUCAUCGUCUCCGACACCUCAAGUGUCAAUCACCUCAAUGCUGCUCCACAGGAAUCCCCUCAUAUCAACGGCAAUGCCAUUGCGGAUAUCACACCCACAGGCGCAGCCGAUGAAAUGGCGAGUACUCUGGAUCUCGCGUCCGAGUUUUCAAACGUGACCAUAACUGCCAACAACCAUCCCGCGCUUGUAAACGGUCACAGCCCCGUUCCCCGCCAGGUAGGGCCCUAUGAGAUCGGCCCCUAUAUCUCGCAGGUCCCCGAAGCCGCUGGUCACACCUUCACACAUCCGGAGCGCCAAACAAUUGCCGACCUCAUCAACCAUUUACUUGCGCUUCGACGGCGAACCUUUUCUCCAUCCAACGAGAGCACUAGCGAGGUCUCUAGCAUCGUGGCGGAACCGGAUCUAAAUGGUCGCGUCACGUUCUCAGAAAAUUAUGGUAGUGGUGGCUCGGGCUUGUGGUGA
Molecule: messenger RNA, 756 nt
Organism: Aspergillus mulundensis
Lineage: Eukaryota; Fungi; Ascomycota; Eurotiomycetes; Eurotiales; Aspergillaceae
Exons: 3
Coding region: 1-756 (251 amino acids)
Source: RefSeq, a predicted model, not a curated record